Molecule: messenger RNA, 1307 nt
Organism: Archocentrus centrarchus (flier cichlid)
Lineage: Eukaryota; Metazoa; Chordata; Actinopteri; Cichliformes; Cichlidae
Exons: 4
Coding region: 260-988 (242 amino acids)
Source: RefSeq, a predicted model, not a curated record
UUUAAAGGAGAGAAACUCUGACACCGGGUGGGAAGGAUGGAAGAAUAGUCUGAGACAUAAAAUAGGAAACCAAAGAAAGAAGUUGGCUAAAGCUGGCAUCAAAGAUGUAGCUGUAAAUUCUGGGAAGCGCAGCAGAACAAACCCAGAAGGAGCUGCACCAAGGGCCAAUAUUAAAAGACCUAGGAGAGGUGAGGUCAACUUCCUUCCCAGUUAUCCUUCUGGAGAAACAAGGGAGUCUCUGGAGACCAGGAGGGUUGAGAUGGUUGAGGAGUUCCAGAAGACCUCUGGUGAAAGAGCCAUCCCUCUUAUUCAUCAACACAUGAUGCGCACCUUUGCCCUCCGGCGUGAAGAGAUCAUCACAACUUCUCCUCCUGUGUCAGAACUUAAGGAAAGAUGGCCAGCACUCUUUUGUGAGACACAGCUCUACUGUGAAUUUCACCGGAUUACCAAUCAGCAUCUGCCACACGUGUUUUAUGCUGCAUUGGAUGAAUAUGCUCCUAAGCUGAUUGGACUUUACAAAAAGAAGAAAACUGGACGGGUUGGUGAAAAGAUGGACCAGCUUAUGUUGGCAUAUGAGAAACAGGACAAAAACGACAUUCAUGCAACAAGAACAGCAGCCCUGGCUGGCCUACCCAUUUACCUCAAAGAGGAUUCUUCAGGCAUUUUCAAAACAUGCAAGGAUGAAAUGGAGUUCCAUGAAGGUGCAGUUGCUCUGGUUGCUGAUGUGGAUGAAGAAGAGGCGCCUGCUGGAGUUCCUUUCUCACCACGCCAAGUGUUCAUUGUGCUUGAGGAUCAGGUUGUAAUGACUCAUCACUCAUGGACUGAUGCACUGGUGUGUUUGUUUGGGCUAAUCUAUGCUCUACAUCUGAGCUAUCCUGUGAAGUGCAUUAGCUUUUUUGAGUUCAUUCAAGUAGUGUUGCUGAAGCUCAACGAUGAGAGAAAGCAACUUAAACCAAAGUUGCAGACACUGAAAAAUGAGCUGGUGUAGAUGGGGUUUGUUGUUCACAGGUUAGUACAUUCAUGCUUGUCCAGGAAUCAGUGGUGAAUAUCUUCAAGUCAAUAGUUCUAUUUGUUCAGGUGAUAAGCUUUCUAAAGUAGGCAAUAUGCAUAAAACUAAAACUAAGGAAAAAGUUCAAAUGAAUACUUGACAUUUCUGUUGUGAUUCUGAUUUUAAGGCAAACAACUGAGAAGCCACAAGUAUCUGAGUAUUUUUUUUUCCAUGCAGUCUAUAUUUUUUAGCUAAUUUGAUGCAUUCUUAGCAUUUAAUUAUUGAGAUCCUUGUACAUCUUAGCUAUAUUUGUAUUUAC